AAUUUAGAAUGUUUUAUAAAUCAAUGAUUUAUUUGGAUUUCUUUUUAAUAUGCCAACAACUACAUGCUUAUGAAUUUUCAUACAAUUACAACAACUUUAUAUCCAAUUUAUAUUAUUUAAUUUUGUAAAAGCGUAGUCAAAUAUAUAAAUAUCUAAACGGUGUCGUACUGAUGUUUCUGACCCGAUUGUAAAACCGAUCCGGUUUUUACCAACUCGCUUUUUUAUGCUCCGUCACGCAGUCUCAAUCUCUCAUCAUUCAUCAAUGGCGAACGAAGGCACGAUUAACGGCUCGGAGGUGGAGUCCAAUCAGAACUUGACACGGCAUCUGGUGGGCGAUGGAGGGAAGGAAGAAACAGACGCCGUUAACGGCAGUGAGUCCGUCGAACCGGAGCCGUCUGGUCAUCGGAAGGAGAUUAUGAAAGCUCUGGAGGCGGUGGAGAGAGAUUCAUCUGCGAUCGCCGAGAGUUUCUCCUCUCUCUUCAAUUCUCUCCGCUUCUCUCUCUCCCAGGCCACAAGCUCUACAGUUGAUCACAUGAGCUGCUUCAGCGAUGCAGCCGGUCGCCUUCAAGAAUGCGUGCUGGAUGCAUCGACAAAAGGAAAUCGAUACAUAAAUUCUUGUCUGAGAUUAAACGAAGAAAUGAAAGGGAUGGAUGCUCUUGCCACACAACUAAAAAUUCUGAGGAGGCAUGUCGAUGCACUGGACACAGCUGUAGAUAGACUUGUUCGAUUCCCUUGAUCUUGUGGAAUUCAACCAAUGACAACUUAGAUUCUCCUUAUUGUUUGUUUGCGUUGAAGGUUAUAGUUGAUUUCUACUGACUAGCAGGGGUUCGAUAUUUGUAGCAUGUACAGAAAUCACAUUUUUUUUAUCUCGAGAAAAUUUUCGUAUUAGUACAUUCUUA
Erythranthe guttata (spotted monkey flower) is the source of this 899-nucleotide messenger RNA. RefSeq lists its product as uncharacterized. The record is from RefSeq and is a predicted model, not a curated record. Lineage: Eukaryota; Viridiplantae; Streptophyta; Magnoliopsida; Lamiales; Phrymaceae.